GAGCGGCUCCGGCGGGGAAGCGCUCCCCGCCGCCCCGAGGGAGCACCAUGCCGGCCGGACCCGUGCAAGCCAUGCCUCCGGCGCAGCCAGCGCCCCCCGCGGAGAGCAAACCGCCAGAAGAGGAGCCAAAAGAGGAAGCAGCACCAGCCAAGCCUGUGGUAGGAAUUAUUUACCCUCCUCCAGAGGUCAGGAAUAUUGUGGACAAGACUGCCAGCUUCGUAGCCAGAAAUGGCCCAGAAUUUGAAGCUCGAAUUCGUCAGAAUGAAAUAAAUAACCCUAAGUUCAAUUUCUUGAAUCCCAACGAUCCUUACCAUGCAUACUACCGGCACAAAGUCAGCGAGUUCAAAGAGGGUAAAGCACAGGAGCCCUCGGCUGCUAUUCCCAAGGUCAUGCAACAGCAGCAAAGUGCCCAGCAGCAGCUUCCACAGAAGGUGCAGGCCCAGGUGAUCCAGGAGACAGUCGUUCCGAAAGAGCCACCUCCGGAGUUCGAGUUCAUUGCAGAUCCUCCCUCAAUCUCGGCUUUUGACUUGGACGUGGUGAAGCUAACGGCGCAGUUCGUGGCUCGGAACGGGCGGCAGUUCUUGACUCAGCUGAUGCAGAAAGAGCAGAGGAACUACCAGUUUGAUUUCCUUCGCCCCCAGCACAGUCUCUUUAACUACUUCACUAAGCUGGUCGAACAGUACACAAAGAUCUUGAUCCCACCAAAAGGCUUACUCCUCAAACUCAAGAAGGAGGCCGAAAAUCCCAAGGAAGUCCUAGAUCAGGUGUAUUACAGAGUGGAGUGGGCAAAGUUCCAGGAGCGAGAGAGAAAGAAGGAAGAGGAGGAGAAGGAAAAGGAGCGCGUUGCUUAUGCCCAGAUUGAUUGGCAUGACUUUGUGGUGGUGGAAACAGUUGACUUUCAGCCCAAUGAGCAAGGGAAUUUCCCUCCUCCCACCACUCCAGAAGAGUUGGGAGCUCGAAUCCUGAUCCAGGAGCGUUAUGAGAAGUUUGGGGAAAGUGAGGAGGUAGAGAUGGAGGUGGAGUCAGAUGAGGAAGAUGAAAAGCAAGAGAAAACAGAUGAGCCCCCAGCCCAGCUGGAUCAAGACACACAAGUGCAGGAUAUGGAUGAGGGCUCAGAUGAUGAAGAUGAAGGUCAGAAGGUUCCUCCUCCUCCAGAAACUCCGAUGCCACCGCCUCUUCCUCCCACACCAGAUCAGGUCAUUGUGCGGAAAGAUUAUGAUCCCAAAGCCUCAAAACCAUUACCACCUGCCCCAGCUCCAGAUGAGUAUCUUGUUUCCCCCAUCACUGGAGAGAAAAUUCCUGCCAGUAAAAUGCAAGAACACAUGCGAAUUGGUCUCCUGGAUCCUCGAUGGUUGGAGCAGCGUGAUCGAUCCAUCCGUGAAAAGCAGAGUGAUGAUGAGGUCUAUGCCCCAGGUUUGGAUAUUGAAAGCAGCUUGAAGCAGCUGGCAGAGCGCCGUACUGAUAUCUUUGGUGUAGAAGAGACUGCCAUUGGUAAAAAGAUUGGUGAAGAAGAAAUCCAGAAACCAGAGGAAAAGGUGACCUGGGAUGGCCACUCGGGCAGCAUGGCCCGCACACAACAGGCUGCUCAGGCCAAUAUUACUCUCCAAGAGCAAAUUGAAGCUAUCCAUAAGGCCAAGGGACUGGUGCCAGAAGAUGACAGCAAGGAGAAGAUCGGGCCCAGCAAACCCAAUGAAAUGCCCCAGCCACCCCCUCCUUCCUCGGCGUCAAAUCCCCCAGCUAGCGCUCAGCCUAUCACAUCCGUGCCUCGUCCACCCACGAUGCCCCCUCCCGUUCGCGCCGCUGUUGUUUCUGCAGUUCCAGUCAUGCCUCGUCCCCCGAUGACUUCCGUGGUCCGUUUGCCUCCGGGAUCCGUCAUAGCCACCCCCAUGCCACCAAUAAUCCAUACCCCGCGCAUCAACGUUGUCCCCAUGCCGCCCUCUGCUCCUCCCAUCAAGCCCCGCCCGCCUCCCAUGAUAGUACCGACAGCAUUUGUUCCUGCGCCUCCCGUGGCUCCGGUUCCUUCCCCAGCGCCGAUGCCUCCUGUUCACCCGCCGCCACCGAUGGAGGAUGAGCCGGUCUCAAAGAAACUGAAGAGCGAAGACAGCCUGAUUCCAGAGGAGGAGUUCCUGCGCAGGAACAAGGGUCCGGUCACGGUCAAGGUCCAGGUUCCCAACAUGCAGGACAAGACGGAAUGGAAACUGAACGGCCAAGUGUUGAUGUUCACCCUGCCGCUCUCAGACCAGGUGUCUGUUAUAAAGGUUAAGAUCCACGAGGCCACAGGGAUGCCAGCUGGGAAACAGAAGCUGCAGUACGAGGGCAUCUUCAUCAAGGAUUCGAACUCCCUGGCUUAUUACAACAUGACAAGUGGCUCUCUGAUUCACCUGGCACUCAAAGAAAGAGGAGGCAGAAAGAAAUAGGAGCCGUGGAGCCCAGAGAUGUAACGUGGCUGCGUUGCCACUUGUGUAACCCCACCCUUCGAAUCCUCCAGCCUUUUAGGGGCUACUGCGACUGCCUGCCAGCUCUAGUUUGCAAAGAGAGACUGUGAACCCCGUGUUUGGGUGGCUGACGAGAGAGGGGAAGUUGAUAGAGCCCUGAAACAUGUAAAUGUAGUGACCUAGUGUGUAACUGCAGCAGUCUGUUAGCGAUCGAUGCUUUGCUCGAGUGCUGGCUCUCCGUUGAAUUCCCUCGUGAAGCAACAUUGAGGUCAUGCCCAGCUUAGUGUAGGUCCAUCUUUGAGGGAUUUACACUGACCAAGAACAUCAUCUGUCUGACUGCAGUGCUUGCUGCUUCAUUUAACCUUUUUCUAAUUGAAAACUUCUUCCUUCUCAACGUACUUAUUAAGCCCUUUGUUCUUUCUCUGUCUUGGAUCUAUCUGCAAGAGCUUCUUGCACUGACCCUGACUUGGAAAUUUAUCCUCCCUCAGCAUGAGCGUACGUGGCUGUUCCCUGCGAUAAAGAGAUCUGGGUCUGUGCAUGCUAAACAGCUUCGUGCUGCUUCUGUACAGCCUGUGAUUUGUUUUAAUAAACACGCGUCUCGGUGCGGGA
This is a messenger RNA of Gymnogyps californianus (California condor), 3044 nucleotides long. It is a transcript of the gene SF3A1, whose product is annotated as splicing factor 3a subunit 1. Gene Ontology annotation, biological process: regulation of alternative mRNA splicing, via spliceosome; mRNA cis splicing, via spliceosome. Gene Ontology annotation, cellular component: catalytic step 2 spliceosome; U2-type prespliceosome; U2 snRNP. NCBI's taxonomy places the organism in Eukaryota, Metazoa, Chordata, Aves, Accipitriformes, Cathartidae. Gene Ontology annotation, molecular function: RNA binding; protein binding. The record is from RefSeq and is a predicted model, not a curated record.